AGUGCCGCGCCGACCGCCGUGUGAUUCGAACGUUGUCAGCGUCGCAUCCGGACGCCGCCCGCGACUCGCGCUACCCUGUGUACCUGUGUCCUGUGUUAUACCCCUAAAAAGUACGUAAACAAAUCCCUUUAUCAAUCAAGUCGUGAAAGUGCGCAGUGAUAUCGGAGCGGCAUCAACGCGUGCGUACACAUUGCAUGUUUUUACGAGUGAUAGUUAGAAUCUGUUGUAUUCUACAGGGCGCUACUAGUGUGCACUCGUCUCGCGAACCAGCAUGUAGUGGAUACGAACAAGUGAAAAAUAAUUUUAUUGCGUGCUAAACGAGAGACGAAAUGGCCGAGACGAUCGCUUACGAACCAGCGAUGGACGAUGAAGUUUACGAUUAUGACACCACCAAAAUCCCGGAGAUCGUGACCCCUGACGACAUGAACGAGUCCGGGUAUCAGGAGGGCUCCGAGCAGAGCUACGGGGAUCGCAGGGAUUCCAAGGAGGGCUUCGGCGGCGAGGGCGAUUCCGACAGCGGCGUGGACGGCGUGAGCAGCGGCUGCAGCACCGCGGACGAUUGCCCGGUCGUGUCAAUCAACGACGUGGUCGCGUACUAUGAUCACAUCCGGCCGAGGAGGCGGCACGUACCACAGCUCAGCUUCUACACCGUCGACAUCGAGAGGAUGACGCUCGAGGCUAUUGCUCAGGUAAGGAGUCCCUUGCCCUUGGGAUACCCAUCCGGACUUGGUUCAAGGUAAAUGUGAACUGAUAACACAAAAAGAUCUCAGCUCUUUCUUUAAAGCAUGACUUUAACUUAACUUUAUUUUAAUCGUAAAUUAAUUAUUGGUAAUAUUUUUGGCGGUAAGGCCAUAGACGCCAUAGCUCAAUGCCGAUCUCCGUGAGGUAUAAGUAACAAUUUACUAUAACGUCUUGUUCAACCUUCGAGCCGGUGAGCGAAAUCGUAACCACACUUUUUUUUCCUACAUAUUCUAGUAACCUCGAGGGGUUAUUCUAGAU
Bombyx mandarina (wild silkworm) is the source of this 999-nucleotide messenger RNA. RefSeq names its product terminal nucleotidyltransferase 5C. Gene Ontology annotation, biological process: mRNA stabilization. Lineage: Eukaryota; Metazoa; Arthropoda; Insecta; Lepidoptera; Bombycidae. Gene Ontology annotation, molecular function: RNA binding; poly(A) RNA polymerase activity. The record is from RefSeq and is a predicted model, not a curated record.